GAUUAGUACGCGCUAGUUUGAAUCAGAAAAGAAAUUCAAGCAUUAAUUCGGUUACAAUUUUAUUGAUUUUCAACUGUGGACGGCACCGUUAACAUGGACAAGAUGACGGUGGCCCAGAAGAAUGCAUAUCUGGAGGCGCACAUGGCGGUGCAGCAGCAGAUGGCCCAGGCGGCCAUACAGUUCAAACAACAGCAGCAACAACAACAACAGACGGGCGGAGGGGGCGGUGCGCAACAACAACAAAGCUCACCCACGACCAACAACAACAAUAACAGCCAGAACAAUGGCAACAUGCAACAGCAGCAACAACAGCAACAACAACAGCAGCAGCAACAGCAACAACACUAUGCAGCAACCAUUAAGGUGCCGCAAAUAAGUUCCUCAAGCUCUGGUGGUGCGGCGGGCACAGCCGGGGGCGAGAGCACAUUUACAGUGCCCGACGAUGGCAUGGGUUUCGAGGGAGGCGUCAGAGUACUUCAGAGUCUCGGCACCUGGUCCUCUGCGGAGCAACUCACCUACAAUAUACCCAAACCGAAUCUGAUACCCUUCACCGAACCCUAUGUGGAGGGCGGUUCCAUGCAUCCGGCCAGUCGUCUGAAGGCGCUGCAACAAGUCCAACAGGCAUCUUCCGGCGUGCGUAAGACCAAUCCAUCGAAAACCACCAACAAGGCAUUCGAGUGCACCGUCUGUGGCAAGGGACUGGCGCGCAAGGACAAGCUGACCAUCCACAUGCGCAUCCACACUGGCGAGAAGCCCUAUAUUUGUGAAGUGUGCAAUAAGGCCUUUGCGCGUCGGGAUAAAUUGGUCAUACAUAUGAACAAGUUCAAGCAUGUUACUCCCACAAAUAUUGCACCACUGGGCAAACGGCUGAACAACAUGGUGAAGAAAAAAGAGCAACCAGAUCCGGCGCCACCUGAGGAUAAUAAACAAAACCUGGAGCUGCAGUUGCAGCAACAGGCGGUGCAGGUCGCCGCUCAGAACAUCAUUGUGCAGUCGGCUCAGGCGGCGCAGCAUGGCGGUGGUGGUCAGUCGGCCACUGUUGCCGCCAUUCCCGGCAUUAUCAUACCGCAUCACCAGCAACAGUUGUCCUGGACAUGCGAGCUGUGUGGACGCAUGUUCUCGAGCCGGGACGAGUGGUCCAUUCAUGCCAAGAGUCAUCUGGAGGAACGGUUAGUCGUAGAGCCCACAAAAACAGCAGUAAUUGCUAAAAGCAACCACAGCAGCAACGGCAAUGGCAACGGCAACAACACAAACAACAGCAACAAUCGCGGCUAUCACAUGGAUGCCAAUCAGAAUCAGACUCAGCAGCAGCAACAACAAAUGCUGACUAAUAAUCAGCAAAUGGAGGGAAAUGCACUUGCACGCAAGGAAAAGAUAAUCAUACAAAAUCAGAUGAUCAUCAAUGCCACCCAUCAGCAGCAGCAGCAACAGCAGCAUCAGCAGCAACAACAACAACAACAGCAUCAUAGUGCUGGCGGAAAGAAAGCAGCUAGGAAGCAAGCACAGACCAGCGCGCCUAUGUACAACAAUAAUAAUAACAACAACAACAACCACAACAGCACCAACAACCAUAGCAAUCCACACGGCCAAGAAGUCACUGUAUCGCACAUCAUAGCCAAUUCGCCGACAGCAGCCACUUAUAUGCAGGCCCAGCUGAGUGGCAUCCAUGCUGGCAAUAAUCUGAGUGGCGAUGCCAGCGCCACCUCCACCAACAACAACAACAACAACAGCAGCAGCAGCAACAACAACAGCAGCAUGCCUAUUGUCACCUACAAUGGCAAUCAAUAUUGUGUAAUAACGCGAGCGCCCGAGGCAGAUGGCAUGCAAAAAACAUUGGAUUAUGGUCAGGCAACGACCACGAAUAUAAUCGUCAUGUCACCGAUGCACCUGCAACCAGCAACAGCCACAUUGUUGCCCCAGCAGCAGCAGCAGCAACAACAACAACAGCAUCUGCUGCAGCAGCAGCAACAGUAAGCGUGACGAGCACGAUUUGCAUAUUUGCAGCGAAAUGAGGUGGCAAGGCACAAAUUCAAAAUGCCUCCCAGUCUAGCAAGCUGAAAGUAGCGGGUGUUAGCGGUCAGGCCUCAGGCCUUAAGAAAAGACACUAUUCUCGGUUAACCGAUAAUUGUAUACCCUUGUAACUUUAUUUUUAUAUUUGUAAUGGAAAAAAUGUCUUAAGUCGUUUUGACAACUGCAGUUGAUUUCGUUUCAUAUCAUAUUCAUACUCUCCAUUUUUCGAAAUGGUUAUUUUUAUAGCAUUUUGAUAUUAUUGAAACGGUUUAUUAACAAAUUAUAUUGAGAUUCAGCGGCACCAAGCAUUCGAAACUUUUUAUACGGUUAGUUUUUGAAACUGAAUUAGGAAAUUCAUUUUCCGAUUUUAACAGAAAAUGAAAUCUAUACUGCUUUCUUUAUCUGUCCUCCAUUUUUUAAGAAAUUGUUACGUUCUAGUACCAUUUUCGAAAAAAAUUACCAACUGCACAAAUUCUAUAAAAU
Molecule: messenger RNA, 2493 nt
Organism: Scaptodrosophila lebanonensis
Lineage: Eukaryota; Metazoa; Arthropoda; Insecta; Diptera; Drosophilidae
Product: zinc finger protein 674
Exons: 6
Coding region: 94-1974 (626 amino acids)
Biological process (GO): regulation of transcription by RNA polymerase II
Cellular component (GO): chromosome
Molecular function (GO): chromatin insulator sequence binding; RNA polymerase II cis-regulatory region sequence-specific DNA binding; DNA-binding transcription factor activity
Source: RefSeq, a predicted model, not a curated record